Molecule: messenger RNA, 1932 nt
Organism: Cicer arietinum (chickpea)
Lineage: Eukaryota; Viridiplantae; Streptophyta; Magnoliopsida; Fabales; Fabaceae
Product: probable pectinesterase/pectinesterase inhibitor 12
Biological process (GO): cell wall modification
Molecular function (GO): enzyme inhibitor activity; pectinesterase activity
Source: RefSeq, a predicted model, not a curated record
UUGACCAUGUACUGAUUUUUAAGCUGCCUUGUUAAAUGGGGCAGUGUAAUUUGUUCCUCAAAUUCUAAUACAUUAUUUAAAGGAAUGAAUCAGUACCUCAAGUACUAAAAUUCUCAAACUUGUGAAUACAUUUCAAAACUUUUUUCUUCUUCUUAUUAUUCAAGUCAAUUAAUUCAUGGCUAAUUUAUCUUCUAAAAAAGUCUUCCUUCUUCUUCUCUUAACAAUCUUCCACUCACACACUUUAGCUUUCAACUCUUCAAAUUUUUCCACAACAACAUUACAUGCAACAAAAAUCUCUUCAUUAAAAUCAAUCUGCAAAAAAACACCAUACCCUCAAGUUUGCUUCAAUUCAUCAAAGCUUUCUAUCUCAAUAAACAUAAAUCCAAACAUCAUUAACAUCCUUCUUCAGUCUCUCCAAGUAGCAAUAUCUGAAUCCACAAAGCUUUUUUAUGAACUCAACAAUGCAGGACCAAACAUCAUAGAGAGCAAAAGAGGAGCACUACAAGAUUGCAAUGAGCUUCAACAAUCAACAUUGACUUCUCUAAAAAGAUCAUUUUCUGGAAUCAGUUCUUCAGAUUCUGGGAAGUUAAUUGAUGCAAGAACAUACCUCAGUGCAGCACUUACCAACAAGAUCACAUGUUUAGAAAGCUUAGAUUCUGCUUCAGGUACAAUGAAACAAGUUCUAAUGGAUUCAGUGAUCAACACUUACAAACAUGUUAGUAAUUCUCUUUCAAUGCUUCCUCAGCCUGAAAAGAGAGCUUUGAAAGGGCAUAAGAACCGGCGUUUGAUUGAUGCUUUGACAUGGUUGUCAAGCAACAAUAGACGUCGGUUCUUGGAAAGCACUGAUGAUGAUGGUGUGAUUGUUGUGGCUGCAGAUGGAACUGGGAAGUUUAGCACCAUCAAUGAAGCUAUUAACUUUGCUCCAAAUAACAGCUAUGGUAGGACAAUAAUCUAUGUGAAAGAAGGGAUAUAUGAAGAAAACGUUGAAAUUCCAAAUUAUAAAACCAAUAUUGUUCUACUUGGUGAUGGAAGUGAUGUCACUCUCAUUACUGGUAAUAGAAGUGUUGUUGAUGGCUGGACCACUUUCAGAUCUGCAACUUUAGCUGUCUCUGGUGAAGGCUUUCUAGCACGUGACAUAGCAUUUGAGAACAAAGCAGGACCAGAAAAGCAUCAAGCAGUAGCCUUAAGAGUGAAUGCAGACUUAACAGCAUUUUACAGAUGCACCAUAUAUGGUUACCAAGAUACACUUUAUGUCCAUUCCUUUAGACAAUUCUAUAGAGAGUGUGACAUAUUUGGUACCAUAGAUUACAUAUUUGGAAAUGCAGCAGUGAUUCUUCAAGCAUGCAACAUUGUUUCAAGAAUGCCAUUACCUAACCAAUUCACUGUCAUAACUGCACAGUCAAGAGAUUCACCUGAUGAAGACACUGGAAUCUCAAUCCAAAACUGUUCAAUACUUGCUACCACUGAUUUGUAUUCUAACUUCAAUAACAUCAAGAGUUACCUUGGUAGGCCUUGGAGGGUAUAUUCUAGGACUGUUUUCAUUGAGUCUUACAUUGAUGUGUUUAUUGAUCCAAUGGGAUGGACAAAGUGGUCUGAUGAUGAUGAUGGUUUGGAGGACAGUUUAUAUUAUGGAGAGUAUGGAAAUUAUGGGCCUGGUUCAAGGACUGAUGACAGAGUGAAAUGGUCAGGAUACCAUUUAAUGGAUUAUGACAGUGCUUAUGAAUUCACUGUUUCUGAGUUCAUUGUUGGUGAUGCUUGGCUUGGAUCUACUUCUUUUCCUUAUGAUGAUGGGAUUUGAUCACUGAAAUAACAAGGAAUUAUUGUAUAUAGCUUUAGCUUGUUUGGUGAUAUCAUCAGUGUCUUUUUUACAGAUUCUAAAAAAUGUAAUUUUGGUAUUUGAUAAUUUAGAUAUUAUAAGUUGUUGUGUUUUUA